AUGAACUAUGCCGGGUGUGGCUCUGCCCAGAAACUUCUGGCCUUGGGGGGCCUGGCCGGGGCGGCCCUGCUCACAGCCCUCUGGACCCUGUGGCUGCUCCGACGGGCUCCCGGGGGAGCCCCGGCACCCCAGGGCACUCUCACCAUCCUGAUCUGGCACUGGCCCUUUGCCAGCCGGCCCCCGGAGCUGCCCAGCAACACCUGCGCCAGCUACGGCGUGGCCCGCUGCCGCCUGAGCACCGACCGCAGCCUGCUGCCCAGCGCCGACGCUGUGGUCUUCCACCACCGGGAGCUGCAGACCCUGCGGGCCCGCCUGCCCCUGGCUGAGCGGCCGCACGGGCAGCCCUGGGUGUGGGCCUCCAUGGAGUCGCCCAGCCACACGUACGGUCUCGGCCGUCUCCGAGGCAUCUUCAACUGGGUGCUGAGCUACCGGCGCGACUCGGACAUCUUCGUGCCCUAUGGCCGCCUGGAGCCCCACCCGGGGCCCGAGCCCCCGCUGCCGGCCAAGAACGGGGUGGCCGCCUGGGUGGUCAGCAACUUCCAGGCGCGACAGCGGCGUGUGCAGCUGUACCGGCAGCUGGCGCCCCACCUGCCGGUGGACGUGUUCGGCCGGGCCAACAGGCGGCCGCUGUGCACAGAUUGCCUGCUGCCCACCAUGGCCCGGUACCGCUUCUACCUGGCCUUCGAGAACUCACAGCACCCGGACUACAUCACUGAGAAGUUCUGGCGCAACGCGCUGGCGGCCGGCGCCGUGCCGGUGGUGCUGGGGCCCCCGAGGGCCACCUACGAGACCUUCGUGCCGCCGGACGCCUUCGUGCACGUGGACGACUUCAGCUCGGCCCGCGAGCUGGCUGCCUUCCUCCUGGGCAUGAACGACAGCCAAUACCGGCGCUACUUCUCCUGGCGAGACCGGCUCCGCGUGCGGCUGUUCAGCGACUGGAGGGAGCGCUUCUGUGCCAUUUGCGCCUGCUACCACGACCUGCCCCGCGACCAGGUCUACCAGGACCUCCAGGGCUGGUUCCAGGGCCAGUUCCAGACCUGAGCUCUGGCAGGCAGAGGCAGCAGGGGAGGGUGGCCGGGCGCGGGCAGCAUGGGCUGGGUGUUCAGGUCAAACCACUGGACAUCUGGCCCCCACAGGCGACCAUCGGGCUACUGUGGAGACUUGCAGUCAGAGGCCAGGGUGCGAGGGUGAGGGAAGAGCGGGCCAGUCUAGGCAGACUGCCUGGAGGAGGAGGCUGGUGGGCAUUGGAGUGGGCAUUUGGGUUAGAGGCAAGAAUAGCGCGGGAAUUAAUGGGGGUGCAUGUUCUUGAAGUGGAUCAGAGAAGACAGAGGGAUCCUUCCCAGCCUUGAUCAAAUCUUGGGCAGGUCUUAGGCUAAGCCUUGAUACAGGGACAUGGGGACAUGGGGCUGAGACAGGCUGGAGGCAGGGCCCUUGGGCCUGGGGACAUGCUGCCCUGUGGUUUGUUGGGGGGGAAGCCUCGCCCCCCAAGCCUCUGCUGCACUAGCUACUCUGACCACAGUUUUGUGUGGGCCCGGGCAAGGUGUGA
Molecule: messenger RNA, 1546 nt
Organism: Pteronotus mesoamericanus
Lineage: Eukaryota; Metazoa; Chordata; Mammalia; Chiroptera; Mormoopidae
Gene: FUT7
Product: fucosyltransferase 7
Cellular component (GO): membrane
Molecular function (GO): alpha-(1->3)-fucosyltransferase activity
Source: RefSeq, a predicted model, not a curated record